AUGCCAGAGUGGGAGCCGAUUCUGCCUAUCGGCUGGGACCAUAACCACAGAGCCUUCAUGCAGGCGUUGAUGGGUCGCGGCUUUAUAACAAUCGGCGAAGGCAAGUCGAUCAUUGCCGCGAUUCUGUCCGCAGAAAACGACUCGGCUCGCAGGGUGACUCCUGAUUCGAUCGACGACAACACGUUCAGACAGUAUGUCAGCAAAGCACGCGAAGCGGUGGCGUCGCUAGACUACGACAUACGCAACACCUACCAUCAAGUCGACCGAGAGCAAGUAUGGGCGCUCAUCAAUGUGCACAGCGACCCGAGCACUCAGCUGGCGACUUCGCGGACCCCCGACGAGAUCUCCUUCAUUAAGAGAGUGCUCGAUGCCAUGUUCGAGACCUACAACACGCCCAGGCAGGAGGUCAUGGCCAUCACGGCGGCUCAAGCGAGGAAAGUCGCUCGGCCAUCUGCACCAGCUCAGGACGGCGAUGCCGACGGAGAGGAGCCUGCGCAACGGACUGCAGAUAGGGCACUGAAACACAGCGAGAUCGAGAGAUUACUACCUAGUCUGGUCGCCGAGGGAUGGUUUGAGGAGAGUGAUGAGGGUUUUUACAGCUUGAGCCCGCGCUCACUCAUGGAGCUAAAGACGUGGUUGGUGGCAGCCUACAAUGACCCUGACGCCAGGUCCAACGACUGGCAGCGCAUCAAAUUCUGUGAGGCAUGCAAGGAGAUUGUGACAGUCGGGCAGAGAUGCCCUGAGCGAGAGUGCAGCGCACGGAUUCAUGACAUCUGCUCAGAGGCUUACUGGCGCACGCGGAGAGGCGGACGGACGUGUCCUAGGUGCGAAACGGCGUGGACAGGACAAAACUACGUUGGUGAGAAGGCCGUCACAGAAACAGCUGCAGCGCAUCGCCGCGUCGGUCGAAAAAGAAGGAGCGAUGCAGAUGGAUCGAUGGUGGCUGAAGAGGCCGAUGAAGAGGUCGAGGAGGACGGUGACAACGGCGAGGAGGGAUAG
Messenger RNA from Diaporthe amygdali, 999 nucleotides. RefSeq lists its product as uncharacterized. Lineage: Eukaryota; Fungi; Ascomycota; Sordariomycetes; Diaporthales; Diaporthaceae. The record is from RefSeq and is a predicted model, not a curated record. Gene Ontology annotation, biological process: double-strand break repair via homologous recombination; DNA damage tolerance. Gene Ontology annotation, cellular component: nucleus; Smc5-Smc6 complex. The transcript has a single exon. Gene Ontology annotation, molecular function: ubiquitin-protein transferase activity. The coding region runs from base 1 to 999 and encodes 332 amino acids.